Molecule: messenger RNA, 15995 nt
Organism: Lutra lutra (Eurasian river otter)
Lineage: Eukaryota; Metazoa; Chordata; Mammalia; Carnivora; Mustelidae
Gene: IGSF9B
Product: immunoglobulin superfamily member 9B
Exons: 21
Coding region: 228-4691 (1487 amino acids)
Biological process (GO): cell-cell adhesion
Cellular component (GO): neuron projection
Molecular function (GO): protein binding
Source: RefSeq, a predicted model, not a curated record
GCCUGGGCUAGUAGUGCAGGUGCCGCUGCGCCGGGGCCGGGGAGGCUGCGCGCCGAGCCGAGUGGAGCCGGGGAGGGAUGGAGAGCGGGCCGCCCGGGCUGCAGGAGCACCGGCGCGGGGCGUAGGCGGGCGCGAGCGGGCGUGAGCGUAGCUCGGGCGCGAGAAGUGUGCGGGCGCAGGAGCACUUUGCGAUAGGAUGAGGUUCUUGGCUGGCGCGCGGUAGUACUAUGAUUUGGUAUGUGGCCACUUUGAUAGCAAGUGUGAUCAGCACCCGAGGUCUUGCGGCUCAAGCUGCCCACGGCCUACGAGAGGAGCCCGAGUUUGUGACCGCAAGAGCCGGUGAGAGUGUGGUCCUGCGAUGCGACGUGAUUCAUCCGGUGACGGGACAGCCCCCGCCCUAUGUCGUGGAGUGGUUCAAGUUUGGGGUGCCCAUCCCUAUCUUCAUCAAGUUUGGCUACUAUCCACCUCACGUGGACCCUGAGUAUGCAGGCCGGGCAAGCCUUCAUGAUAAAGCAUCCUUACGGCUGGAACAGGUCCGCUCUGAGGACCAGGGCUGGUACGAGUGCAAAGUGCUCAUGCUGGAUCAGCAGUAUGACACCUUUCACAAUGGCAGCUGGGUCCAUCUCACCAUCAACGCUCCUCCCACCUUUACAGAAACACCCCCCCAGUACAUUGAGGCCAAGGAAGGUGGCAGUGUUACCAUGACCUGCACAGCUUUUGGAAACCCCAAGCCCAUUGUCACCUGGCUUAAGGAGGGGACACUCCUAGGUGCUAGUGGGAAAUACCAGGUGAGUGAUGGCAGCCUGACAGUGACAUCGGUCAGUAGGGAGGACAGAGGUGCCUAUACCUGUCGUGCAUACAGCAUCCAGGGAGAGGCUGUCCAUACCACUCAUCUGCUUGUCCAAGGGCCUCCCUUCAUAGUUUCCCCUCCUGAGAACAUCACUGUCAACAUAUCCCAGGAUGCUCUGCUCACCUGCCGGGCAGAGGCGUAUCCUGGCAACCUCACCUACACCUGGUAUUGGCAGGAUGAAAACGUCUACUUCCAGAACGACCUGAAGUUGAGAGUGCGGAUCUUGAUUGAUGGGACCCUGAUCAUCUUCCGAGUGAAGCCUGAGGAUGCGGGGAAGUACACAUGCGUCCCUAGCAACAGCUUGGGGCGCUCCCCCUCUGCCUCAGCAUACUUAACUGUGCAGUACCCAGCCCGUGUCCUCAACAUGCCCCCUGUCAUCUACGUGCCCGUGGGAAUUCACGGCUAUAUCCGAUGCCCUGUGGAUGCAGAGCCGCCGGCCACCGUGGUCAAGUGGAACAAGGAUGGCCGCCCCCUGCAGGUUGAGAAGAACCUGGGUUGGACCUUGAUGGAGGAUGGCUCCAUUCGGAUUGAGGAGGCCACAGAGGAGGCUCUUGGCACUUACACCUGUGUGCCUUACAACACCUUGGGGACCAUGGGCCAGUCUGCUCCCGCACGGCUUGUCCUGAAGGAUCCCCCGUAUUUUACGGUGCUACCAGGCUGGGAAUAUAGGCAGGAGGCUGGCCGGGAGCUGCUCAUUCCCUGCGCUGCUGCGGGGGACCCUUUCCCUGUCAUCACGUGGAGAAAGGUAGGGAAGCCCAGCAGAAGCAAGCACAAUGCCCUGCCCAGCGGGAGUCUCCAGUUCCGAGCCCUGAGUAAGGAGGACCACGGGGAGUGGGAGUGCAUCGCCACCAACGUGGUCACCAGCAUCACUGCCAGUACCCACCUGACUGUCAUCGGCACCAGCCCCCAUGCCCCGGGCAGUGUCCGGGUCCAGGUCUCCAUGACAACUGCCAACGUGUCCUGGGAGCCAGGCUAUGAUGGAGGAUUCGAGCAGACAUUCUCAGUUUGGUACGGACCUCUGAUGAAGCGGGCACAGUUUGGGCCCCAUGACUGGCUGUCUUUGCCAGUGCCGUCGGGACCCAGCUGGUUGCUAGUGGACACCCUGGAGCCUGAGACAGCAUACCAGUUCAGCGUCCUGGCCCAGAACAAGCUGGGAACGAGCGCCUUCAGUGAGGUGGUCACUGUGAACACUUUAGCAUUCCCUAUCACAACUCCAGAACCCCUGGUGCUGGUUACCCCACCAAGGUGCCUCACAGCCAACCGGACCCAGCAGGGUGUGCUCCUGUCUUGGCUCCCCCCUGCUAAUCACAGCUUUCCCAUUGACCGCUACAUCAUGGAAUACCGUGUCGGGGAACACUGGGAGACGUUAGAUGGUGCCAUCCCAGGCACUGAUGGAGAGUUCUUUGCCAAGGAUCUGUCACAGGACACCUGGUAUGAAUUCCGGGUUCUGGCCGUCAUGCAGGAUCUGAUCAGCGAACCCAGCAACAUCGCCGGCGUCUCCAGCACAGACAUCUUCCCACAGCCGGACCUGACCGAUGACGGGCUAGCUCGGCCUGUGUUGGCUGGAAUCGUAGCUACCAUCUGCUUCUUGGCAGCUGCCAUCCUGUUCAGCACCCUGGCCGCCUGCUUUGUCAACAAGCAGCGCAAGCGUAAGCUCAAGCGCAAAAAAGAUCCUCCACUCUCCAUUACUCACUGCAGAAAGAGCCUUGAGUCUCCCUUGUCCUCUGGCAAGGUGAGCCCCGAGAGCAUCCGCACACUCCGGGCCCCGUCGGAGUCCUCCGAUGACCAAGGCCAGCCAGCAGCCAAGAGGAUGCUGAGUCCCACCCGGGAGAAGGAGCUGUCAUUGUACAAGAAGACCAAGAGGGCCAUCAGUAGCAAGAAGUACAGUGUGGCCAAGGCUGAGGCCGAGGCUGAGGCCACGACGCCCAUCGAGCUCAUCAGCAGAGGCCCCGAUGGUCGCUUCGUGAUGGAUCCGUCCGAGAUGGAGCCCUCGAUGAAGAGCAGGCGCAUCGAGGGCUUCCCCUUUGCCGAGGAGACGGACAUGUACCCUGAAUUCCGCCAGUCGGAUGAGGAGAACGAGGACCCGCUGGUGCCCACAUCUGUGGCUGCCCUGAAGUCUCAGCUGACCCCUCUGUCGUCCAGCCAGGAGUCCUACCUGCCACCACCAGCAUAUAGCCCUCGGUUCCAGCCCCGUGGGUUGGAGGGCCCCGGCAGCCUGGAAGGUCGGCUCCAGGCCACAGGCCAGGCCAGACCCCCCGCCCCCCGGCCCUUCCACCAUGCCCAGUAUUAUGGGUACCUCAGCAGCAGCAGCCCAGGGGAGGUGGAGCCGCCGCCCUUCUACAUGCCAGAAGUGGGCAGCCCCUUGAGCUCGGUCAUGUCCUCCCCACCCCUGCACACUGAGGGGCCUUUCGGCCACCCCACCAUUCCUGAGGAAAAUGGAGAGAAUGCUUCCAACAGCACGCUGCCCUUGACUCAGACACCCACAGGAGGGCGCUCCCCUGAGCCCUGGGGCCGGCCAGAAUUCCCCUUUGGGGGCCUGGAAACCCCGGCCAUGAUGUUUCCCCACCAGCUGCACCCCUGUGAUGUAGCCGAGAGUCUGCAGCCCAAGGCCUGCCUCCCCCGAGGACUGCCCCCCACCUCCCUGCAGGUGCCCGCAGCCUACCCAGGCAUCCUGUCUCUGGAGGCACCAAAGGGUUGGGCAGGCAAAUCGCCGGGCAGAGGCCCCGUCCCAGUGCCCACCUCCGCUAAGUGGCAGGACAGACCUAUGCAACCUCUGGUGAGCCAAGGGCAGCUAAGACAUACCAGCCAAGGUAUGGGCAUCCCUGUGUUGCCUUACCCCGAGCCAGCCGAGCCCGGGGGGCACAGCGGCCCCAGCACAUUUGGCCUGGACACCCGGUGGUAUGAGCCCCAGCCCCGGCCCCGGCCCAGCCCCCGGCAGGCCAGGCGCGCCGAGUCCAGUUUACAUCAAGUGGUGCUACAGCCCUCCCGGCUCUCGCCUCUGACCCAAAGCCCCCUCAGCUCCCGCACCGGCUCCCCUGAGCUUGCCCCCCGGGCCCGGCCUCGCCCGGGCCUCCUGCAGCAGGCAGAGAUGUCGGAGAUCACCCUGCAGCCGCCGGCCGCUGUCAGCUUCUCUCGCAAGUCCACACCAUCCACGGGCUCCCCUUCCCAGAGCAGCCGCAGCGGGAGCCCCAGCUACCGGCCUACCAUGGGCUUCACCACGCUGGCCACAGGCUACCCUUCCCCUCCGCCAGGCCCUGCAGGGCCUGCGGACAACCUGGAUGUGUUUGGACAGACGCCUUCCCCUCGAAGGAUGGGGGAGGAACUGCUCAGACCAGAGCCCCCCCCACCGCCAUUACCUACUUCAGGGUCUUCUGGUUGCCCUGCAGAUUGGUUUCCAUCUGAGGCAGGCCUCCCACUGCUGGAGCUUUCUUCUGGCCUUUCUCCCUUCCAGGAGCAAUCAAGAGGCAGGUGUCAAGGAACCACUGUGGAUGCCUGGGACUCUGUCCUCCUAACACAUCCACCUGCACCCGGGAAUGCUGCUGCACCUGAGAGGCUGGAGGCUCUGAAAUACCAACGGAUAAAGAAGCCCAAAAAGUCAUCCAAGGGCUCUUCGAAGUCAAAGAAACGAUCCGACGGUUCUGCCUCCCAGGCUCAGCAGCUUCCAGAUUCCCAGGUUCUGUGGCCCGAUGAAGCCGUCUGCCUCCGAAAGAAGAAGAGACAUUCUCGGCCUGACCCCUUUGCCCGCCUCUCAGACCUGUGCCACCGCCAGCUUCCGGAAGACCAGACGGCGAUUCUUAACAGCGUGGAUCACGAUGACCCUGGCCACGCCACCUUGCUGUGACGCGACACAACUCUAAGUUGUCCUAGGGGGGUCACGCUGGGCUGAGGGGCGGGGGAGGGAGGAUGACGGUGUGCCAGCUGAGGGGUAGUCUGGGGGGCUGCUCCGACCUUUGUUCUGCUCAUUCUCUCUCCAGCGAGAGUGCAGCCUCCUCCAAAUCCUGGCCAGCUGGUCUCACUUUGGGGACAGUGGGCCAGGGGCAGACCUAUAGGUAGAGAUCAGGAAGUGAACUGGGGACAGGGAGAGAUCGGCCUCCUUCCCACCUCUCCCCUCUUCACUGGCUUGAUUUUUCUCACCUCUUCAAAUACCUUUGGAAGUGAAGAAGGGGAAAGCAAUGGCUUUUACUGCUCUCUGCUUCUGUUUCAGUUUUUUCAAGUCCUGGAAGAGGGCUGGACUGCCCACCCCAUCUUCCAAUUCUACAUAUAUAUAGAUAUAGAUACAAAUGCAUCUGUAUGUAGUUUGUGGGUUUCUCUAUGUAUAUAUAUGUACAUUGAAGCCAAGUGCUGUUUAUUUCUGUGGUCAGGGAAGGAAGGAGGAGGAGGGCAGCAGACUUGGGUUUGUAAGGAGGAUCGGCAGAGAGCCGGCUGGGCGUCUUGAUGUCUGUCCAGGGUGUCAUUCCUCCUGAAACAGGAUUCAUGCCUUCUCAGCUGAACUCACCGUUCAUCUCUCUACCUUCUCCCUUCCAGAGCAGAAAUGGGGCUUGCCAUGAUGGCCAGCUGCCUGCUCUGGCGGGGAGGUAAUGAAUUACCACAGAACUAAACGCAAGCCCUUACUUCUUGGUUCCUAGGUGAAGAGAGGGUGGCCAGCAAAGGGCACACUGGUGUCUGUCUUUCUUCCACGGGUUGGCUCCUGCUACAGAAGUAGCAGCUGCCUAGCAGGAGGGCCGAGAGGCAGGUCCUGCACAAACGCAAGCUCAUCUGUCAGGCCCUCUUGGUGCAGCCGGGGCCGGGGGCCUAGUGGCCCGAGGGCCGGUUCCUGUUCUGGAGCCAUCUGUGUGGAGCGCCAGGCUGCAGCGGCUCUAUUUAUAUCCUGCCUCUGGCUCGGCACCCUCUGGAGUGCUGUUCCAAAGGCGCUGAUUGGAUUCCUCCUUUCUUUUUGUGGGAGCUAAUUCCCCAGAUUGAUUAAUUGCCACUUGUGGGGAGCCCGCCUGCGGCUCCUUUCCAUCUCUCCACGUGCCGCCUGCAGACUCUUCUUUGCCCUGGGCCUUCCUCCAACCCGUGGACCCAAGCUCCAACAGGAUGGGAUCGGAUGAAGCGAGGGUGCCUCAGGUUUCUGGGUUCUGGGGGUCCCCUGGCACCCCUCAUUCCCUCAAGGUUUAUUUACAUGGAGCUGGCUGAGGCAGAGGGUGAAGGUGGAAUGGGUGGUAGGUGGGGGCCUGGACUCUGAUCCUUCUUUCUGCCAAAAUCUUGUCCUAGUUCAAACUCUUAGCACCCAGAAGCUUCUGUGAGGUUAUCCUACAAUGACUAAAGAUAGAUCGCUCUUUCCCAGUGAGAUAAUGGUGCUGCUCAAGAGCAGGGCAGAAGGUCCUGAAGAUAUAUGGGGGUGUGUCUGCUCUUUCCCCUCUUCUUCUGUUGGAGCCUGCCCCCUGGCUGCCUGGGAAUAAAGGUGGCUAUCAGGUUCCUUGAAGUAUUUCCUUCUUGGUGCUGUUGUCUUGGUGGGUUUGGGGACAUCUGCCUCUCCCCCGUUGCCUGCUUGGAUGUUGGCCAGGUCAAAGCCCAGGAGGCUUCUGCUGGUCUCACUGCAGUUGCUAGUGGCUUAGCUCCAAUGACCUUGGCAGGGGGAGGCUCUGAGAGCUGGGGAGCUGCUCCUUGCUGGGAGCUUCCAUCUUAGGGGAGUGGAUUCUUCUCUGCCACACCAGCCCUGGUGCUUCCUUUCUCUCGCCUAGCGAGGGGGGACCGUUCUGUCACAACCAGAGUUCAUUUCUGAGGGCGAUGAGUCAUUGUGAUGGAGGAGAGAGGGGGCAGUUUCUGGCCCUCAUCUUGCUGAUUGCUCUAUUCUUCUGGGCUGGGCCUGCGCUCUUGGGGUGGAGCCUGGACCUUCUGGCUAACGCCAUUCUCUGGGCAUCUAAAACCCCUGACUUUACCACUGGGCAGCAGCUCCAGCGAAACGGGAAAGCAGAGGUUGGGCAACUCCGUCUGCUUUUCCGAGGAAGCACUACCUCUGCUACCGUGCCCAAUGAGUGACACGCUGAGUACCUCUCCUAGGGCGUGUGGGGAACGGACACGGGUCUCACACUGGCUCAAUUUGUAGCCUUUCUUGGUGUGUGGCUUGCUGACCAGGGUGGAUCCUGGCUGAAAUGUGAAUGUGGGAUGCCAGAGCUGUAGGACUUCAGGGUGAGUUGGGCCAAUCUUCUGAUCCCCAUGCACUAGGAGUUCCAGGUCCUGAGCUUAACAAAGAAGAGGAGAAGAUGAGGUGGAAGGCUUUGCCUCUCUAGGAUAUCCUACAAGGCUGAGAGCCAGUCUUUGGGCUGAGGUGCCUCAGACUAUGGCUGUGCUUUCCCAGGGGGCCCACCAGCAAGCUAUCUCCAGGGCUAACAAAGGUGCUCGACUCCUGUCUUCUCUUCUUCCUCUGGCAGUGCCCCUUACCUCAGCACAUCAGACCAAAUAGUGGGAGCUGUGCUUUUUGCUGGCCACCCAGUGGCAGUUGUGCUGGGGCAUUCCCAAGGCUAGGCAAAGGACACACAACCAACGUAUCUCUCAAUGGCCUCACACUCACUCCUCCUCCCAAGAUGGCCUCCUUGUGACAGUGUCCUUGAAGGCUGGCAGCCUUCCUGCACCCCUGGGAGCUAUUUCAGUUCUUCCUUGAAGGGCUGUGGUGGAAAUUGGCAGAAUAUAGUCCCCUCUGUCUGUGUGAUGGAGAGUAAAGGUGUCGUAGGUACACACUUCCAUGCUGGGUGUGUGCACAUAUGUGAGGGUGUGGUUGUGCACCUUUGUGUGAUGGGGGUGUAGCCAUUUCUAGGGACCAAAUGUCCUUUGUACUCGGCCCUUGAACAAUUGCCAUGUGCGCUCGUGAGCUUCCUAUGACUUUCAUGCUCCACUCUGUGGGCAAUCAAAUGUCUUCCAGACUUCCUCUUUUAUGGUCUGGUACCUUUGCUGUAGAAGCAGCUCAGAUAAGCGCCUACUCCUGCGUCUCAGACUCUUGCCUGCCCCUUCAUUCUGCACCCUGACUAGAAACUGACUGUUUCAGGGUUAAGUGAUUUGCAGACUGGGACAAAGGUACAUGAUUCUUGAAGGAGCCUGAAGCUGAAAGCAUGUAGGAGGGUCUGAGACUGCAAUUGCUUGGGGAAUAAAUGAGCAAUAAGGAGAAGGCGAAUCCUGUUUUUUGAUUGCUGGCUGACCACACUGAGUGGGUUUCAUGGCUUGCAUGGGGUCUUGUGUGUGGAUCAUCAUUUGUGACCAAGUUCAGCAUGUGCUGGUGAGCCCCACCACCGUGUCUCCCCACCUGCUUCCCUAGCUUCUUUCCUUGAGAGAUAGGGUGGGGGGUGGUAUGAGAGACCUUUGGAGAUUCUACUUUCUCUGUAGGAAGGAAGGGUGCUUCAUCCCACAGGGCUGGUGGGGUCUGUGCCCCAAUUUGAAGAGCCUGUGUCCAAUUAUCAUGCUCUUAGGGGCAUCUCAAGCAGGGGUGGAUUGGGGUGAGUAAUUAUUUAAUAUUUUUCAAUGCUCUUUGUCUUUAUUUUGAUUUGGGAUCAAAAAUAUUUAGGGUUGUACUGAUUCCAGUUGUUUUCCUAUGUCUUUUACACAGAGGAAACUGGGUAGGGUUCAGAUGUGGAAUUUUCUGACGAGUUUUGGGUUUUUUUUUUUAAUCUUGUUUUUUUUUUUUUUUUCCUGAGUUGACAGAACAAUAGCUUCAAGGGAGAAACAGACUUUGCAAAGCAUCAGGGUGACUUUGCCACUCGCCGGGAUUAGAAUCCAGCGCCAAGGGAUGCAGGGCUGCAGCUGUUUCUUCCAGUUUUGUUAGAAAAGCCUUCUGGGGGGUUGGGGUGGGCUAGGGGGAGAAUUGUACAUAAAGUACAUUUUAUUACUACAUAGAAACAUAAGAAAAGAGAAGCUAAUGGUUAAUCUUGGGCUUGCUUUGCUUGCAUGUAAAGCUUUGGGCGCCAUCAUAGGGAUUUCCAGGGAGUAGUAGGAAGGAGUCAAAGAGGAAAGAUGGGUAGGAGUGAAAGGCAGCUCCCCUGAGCGCAUCCCCACUGCUCCCCCUGGGGAAGAGUGUGCAUUUUCACUAGCCCUUUUGGGCAAGCUCUGCCUUCAUAUCUUCUCCAAAAUAAAGGGAGGCAGGCUCUGGCAGGCCGGAGGGUUGGAGCCCCAUGGGGCUGCACUUGUUGCUUUGGGGAGAAGGUCCAAAUCUAAACUGAAUAAGGGAAUUGAUCGGGUGGGGUGCUUCAAGAAAGGGAGAGAGUUGGAGGACAGAAAGGAGGUCAGAUUCUUUGGCUUAGUGUCUGUAAGGCUAGAAAGGGAAUAUAGAGCUAGGUCAAUCACAAAGUAGAAAGAAGGUGGGGAUUCUGAGAUAUGACAGGCCAAAGCUGAGGGACAUUAAGCCUCACCUUUCUCUAUGGGGCAUGUGAUAACUUAUUACCCCUAAGGGUGCAGUGUACAAGUGAGUGGGGGGUCAACCCAAGAAAAGAAAAAGAGGAGCAGCUGUCUGGGGUGGAGCAGGCUGGAGAGUAGUAGCAGUGAAGGUCAUUUGAGGGGACAGAUGUGGGAGGGUGAUAUGGUCAUUGAAAAAAGAGUAAGGGGUCUUGGCACAUAGGCCCAGACUGGAUCUUGGAAGAGGUCUUGCUUCUUAGCCGGACUUCCUUGGUUCCUCUAGAAUUAGCCUAUAACACUAAGUGCCCAAACCAAACAUGGUCAUAUUCUCUGUGAUGUCUUUCAGCUUCAUGUGUUUGUUUUUAAGAGUUCCUCAGGCCCAAAGCUAGACUUGUCUUGAGAUCCCCAUCGUAUUGCCAGCUCUAUGUCAUUAGAGAAGCAGGACUCAUUCUCAUAGGCUUCAUUAGUUUGUUUUCAUAAGUGGAAAUGGCAGAUGGCCUUUUCCCUGUCUCCCAUGAUCUUAAACUGCUCGUAAGAUGUUGCUGGUGAUGGAGAGGAAGGACUGGGGUUUGCUUUUUUAUUUGUCACCUUUUCUUCUUGAGGCACAGAGACUGCCUUCAGACCAUGAAGCCACACAGUGGCUUUAUACCUAGAGGUUUGAUUCUCACUUUCUCCUCCUUUGACAGGGUAUGGCCACAGUCUGAUUAACAUAGAAGGACAAACGAGUUUCACCCUAAAGUUAGACCAGCUAUGCCACUGUCCUUUUUGAUGUCUCCAACCCUGCCUCUUUUCAGAUCGAGAGGCAGAAUUAAAAAUCUCUUCUUUAGAAGAAGUCUAUAAAAAUCAAGCCCAGGUGGGACUUUAGCCCUCCUAGCACCUUGAUGUUGGGUUAGGGAGGGGAUCCAUUACCACCCCUCCUUCCAACUGGUUGCAAAACCAAACUGGUCCAGUGCUUUAUUUCUGGGCCCCCUGUCUAUACUUUCAAAUAUUAGUCUUUCAUGAACAAAUAUCCUCACCACGUGCUCUGUGUUUUGGGUUGCUGAGAGGGUAGAAGUAUUUUCAUAACCUUGUUUUAAGCUGAUCAAAUAAUUUCCAAUAGAUUGGGUCUGAUUCAAAGACCCUCCUUACCCCAAAGAUUUCUGGGUAGGAUAAAGAAAAAUUAGGCAUUAGUACAAAUAUCAUUAAUAGCUUGCCAUACCUUAUAGAAGGAAAAGUUGCAGUAUCUUGAUCUUGAUCAAUAAAUAUGUUGGUAGGAGAGCAACCAGCAAUUGAAAUCACUUAGGUAUUCUUUUCUGUGAUGGGUCUAUAGUAGUAGUUGGGGUUUCUGAAGAGGGAUGAAGAAGUAAUUGCUAGCUCUGGAGUCCUGGCUGGGAGAGCUGGAUUGUGGAGAAUCGGGUACAGAUUCUCAGUUCCUGUCCCUGGUACCUUGGCUGUUUGCCUUUCCUGUCUCCCUAGACAGGGAUGUGAAUGGCUGUCUGGGCCUCUUCCUUUUAGUCUUGAAAUGUGCUCCACCAUCCCCACCUCUCCCUGGCACUGGAUUUCCUGGAUUUAUUUUAGGAACUAGGGCAAGCUCUCCACCUCCACUCCAUAUACACACCAGUUAGGCCUUUCUUACCCCAUUUCUUUAUGGCUCCAGGGAUCUUGAACUUGUGCAUGGUUUAUGAUGGGGAGAUGGUUGGGUGGGGCAGGGAAUCUGGGAGGGGAGAUGGGUGGGGCUGGGACGGGGGACUUAACAUUUUUCAGCCUUAGAAAUACUGUGAGCAUGCUUUUGGGUGAUGUAUGGGGUUUUUCCAUAGUAGUGGAAGGGGCAAAUGCUGACCCCCCUCAUGGGUGAUGAGGACUUAGAGGCUUUUUGCUUCCUUUUGGCUUAGGUCAUCUAUGAAACCUCGUCUGUGAUGGAGAGGAAUAAACCUCCUCAUGGUCAUCUUGCAACCCUUGGAAGGCAAUUGUAAUUCUGUCAAUGAAUAUCUAUAUUGCCUACGUGAACAAUGAGAGGUCUGUCAUGAGUAGACAGCGUCCUAGCUGGGUCAGAGAAAUGGGGCUGUCUCACAUGCCCCCUAAAGUUGCCAGGUCAUCUCCCUGGUCUCCAGUCCCAGCCAGCUGUCUAGUCUGUGUUCCUUUCCUGGGCUCAGGAAGUGAGAAUGUGUGCGCUGUGUGGGUGUGAGGGUGUCUGGUUUGUCUGUGUGUGUGAAUGUAUGGGGUGUGAGAGUAUAUAGUGUGUGGAUGUGAGUGGGUAUGGUGUGUAUGUGGUGUUUGUGGGCAUGUGUGUUGUGGUGCGAUGUGGGUGUUUUUGUUUGGCAUGUUUGUGGUAUGUGUAUGUCAGAGUGUGGUAUGUGUGUUUGUGGUGUGUGGGUGUUUGUGUCUGGCAUGUUUGUCGUGUGUUGGUAUGGGGUGUGUUUGUGGUUUGGGGUGUGUGUGUGUGUGCGUGCGUGUGUGUAGGGUUUAUAAGGACACACUAAUUUGCCUGAGUAGCAUCAGGCAGGCCUAGAUGACCCUCUUUCUGGUUGACUCUUUGAUAGGCAACUUCUGUUUAGGUAGGAGGGUGAAAUUAGGAAUAUACCAUCUUUAAUGUAUUUUUUAUGGAGAUUGUAUAUAAAAUUAUAUAAGUACAUAUAAUUUGUUCUAUUUUAAGGAGAGAGGGGAACUUAUGUAAGGGUGGGUGGGUGCAAGGAUCAGUUGCAGUAGUCAAGAGUGGGAGGCUUCAGGCAAAUGGGGCAUCUGGGGAGUGGGAAGUGGGAGGACAGGAGACUCAAGCUAGGCAGGAGGAGUGGGGCUCACCCCCUUAGCGCACAUAUAUAAAUAUACAGAAAACCUAUAUAAAGUCUAUCUAGCUAGCUUAUCUAUAUAUCUAUAUAUCUAUAUGAAGUCAUAGUUUGCUUUAUUUUUGUACCUGUGCUUAGAGAUGUUUUGAGCAGGACUGCCUUCCGCAGGUGGUCUAGAAUACUAGCUCAUGCCUUGAUGUCCCCACCUCCCCCGUCCUUUCUCCAUGCCUUUCUUCUUCUGAGAUACUCUCUGUUCAGAGUUGCUUGGGUCUUUCUGAUAGAAAUGUGUGUAUAUGAAAUUAAAAAAAAAAAUAGCAAGACAAAUAAUACACUUGCAGAAAGGACAAGUGAGCUGAAGGUUAUGGGAAGCUGCUAGAUCUGAUAGCCACAAGGAACACAGAUCCAGUAUCUCUUGUCACUAGUAAGGACACUGAGGCUUGAGCACAUUGGCACAGGUGCUUACUACAGUGAGUAUGGAGAGUUGAAGACUGUGAAUCUAUUCUCUUAUUGCUGAGGGUUGGUACCCAGUUCCUCUGAAGGAAUCUGUCUUAGCAGCAUUAGAAAGGAGAAGGUUAGGAUUACCUAUGGGCCUACAGAAGUACUUGUCCUGGUUGUAGCACCCUGACUCAGAACACUCCGGGACGGUGUGGCUGUGAGACAGCAGCAUCUUGACAGAGCUUGGCCAGGCUGCCUGCAAAGGUUCCGACAUGGAGAAGAAUACCCUGGUCAUUUUUGCUGCAGAUUCUUGGAACCCUUGUGAAUGUGAUAUCUAAUAUAGAUAUAUCAUAUAUGCUUUUUACAGUUAUUAUUUUAAUUGGAAAUUGAGGUGUUGUUGGAAAUGGGGUGGUCCCAUCCUGGGAUACUGAGUGGAAGAUGAAGUGUGAGAGAACUUUGGGCAAGAUGGGAAGGAUGAGGCUGUGUAGAACCUCCUGCCACCUGGCCUGGAACCUAUAGAACCCAACAAUAUAUUGGGAGAAUUUGGCCCAGAAUCAGAGAUUCUAGAGAGUGGGAGCUCACUUGUAUUGGAGGAGGAAACUCUGUGUGGCCUGAAGAAUACCUCUUUGAGAAUUCAGGACCUCACAUGCUGCAAGGGCUGUGCACCUUGCAGCCUCAACAAUUGUCUCUUGGAUGCUAGCUUUUUCUUCUGACUUACCAAGAGCUCAGAGUAAUGUCUUUGAAGCUGGUAAAGGGCCAGAUGGUACAGGCAGCCUGGGAGAGACUUGUGGCUGCAAUCUCUCUGCUCUCAUCCUGCUCAUCAACUACAAAAGGCAAUACUAACUCCUCCUCCCCAACCAAAGUGUCAUGUUACCCAAGAGCUUUUGUCUUAGGGAGUCUGAUCAUUAGAUGGACUCAGAUGCUUCAGCCACUGGAAGGGGCUCUCUUUAUCUUUGGGGAGUUUUAUGGGAAGAGUAGAUUGGGAUGGAACUUGACUCUGACUUCUGACCUGACUGCCCCCCCACCCCCGUGUAGACCUUAUAGGGCUCUGACAUUCACUCAGGCACUAUCCUAGAGGCCCCAGGAUAACUUGCUCAAAACACUUCUGAUUUUCCAAGGAUACUGAAGGAAAACGGGCUUUGUCCAUGUAGUACAGGAAGAGCUUUAAUAUGAGUCCAAUUGGCUGUGUGUCCAUCCUUGACUAACUUUUUCUGCAGUCUUCCAGGAGGCCAAAGGAAGAUAUAGCCAGAUGUUUCUUAGUAAGAUUUUUCAGGAAGGUUGGGCAAGAGACAAAGCAGCGCGUUCUAUGUCCCUUCCCAGCUCACAACCUAACACCUUCUAACCUACCCAAGCCUCCACACAAAGAGGGCUUUCCAUUAUUGGCUUUUGUUUGUUUGUUUGUUUGUUAUUUCUCUUAAAGUGGUCAUCCUUUCUUUCUCCAUAAACCCUGUCCCAUUUAUGGUACUCAUGCAACCAGCAAAAUAAAUCACUUUAGCAUCCCAGGCCUCUCAGAGUUUUAGUACCCUCAGUAGAUCUACAGUUGCUCUAAAACUCUACUUCUUCCCACAUUAUACUCAAGGCUUGAUCCUUAAGAAUCCUCAGCAGCAUCAAAGUAUACCAGGUCAAAAGUUGUUGACCACAUUCCCAUUUCAUUCUUUAACCUUUAGUUGACUCUUCAUUUAGGGAAGGAAAAGUGAAGACAGGGGACAUAGCCCUUACCUUGGAAUUUUGGAGCUUGCAGGGGAUGUAAUGCUUUCUUCUACCCUUUUCAUGAUCCUGGCCAUAAGCCCUCAGAAAGAUGGUGAAAAGAUAGACACUGAAGGGGGGAAGGAUAGAUAACCCAAUGUAGAUCUCCAGUUUCUCUGAAGAACCAGCCUUUUACAAAGGCACAGGAAGCAAAAUGGUUUGAGAUCUGAUUACAUAGGGAGUAAGCAAGAUUUCCUAUCUUUGAACCUCUCAGUUAAUGGGACAGGUUGGUGGGAUGGGUGCUCUGAUUAGGCCUGCGAGGCCCAUAGCCCCUGUUGGGAACAUGAGCUGUUCCAUAAGCUUGCACCAUGCUCCUUGGUCCCCAUGUGGUAGAAGGGAUUUUGAAUGUUUGCUUUUCCCUUUCGGUAGCUGGUGGCGGAAUCUGUGGAGUUGUUUUACUUUUGCUACCUCUGUCUGCUAGACGGAACAAGAGUUCCGAGUAGACCCAGUCACUGGGAAUUUCUCACCCAAGGAUCUGGGUGGGUCAUAUCCUUUCCCUCUUUAUCAUCAACCAGGAGCUUGGGGAAGAGGGGUUUAUCUAUUGCUCUUUGGCUUGUUGGUAGGCCCUUCUACUCUCCUUAGCUAUAGAUGUCCAUUCUGCCCCACUUUGGGCAAUAUAAAUGUAAAAAGUGGGAGAUGGGGAAACAGGAGAGCCUACACAGCACUCUGCUUGUCCUUAAGGGAUUGACCACGAUACUGGACGGUGGGCGUCUCUCCUGUUGUUUAGUAAACCACACUGCAGUGCCCAGGGACUGGGAGGGAAUGCUUUAUGGAAUGAUCUCAACUGCUGGAACUUUAGAUGGAAUGGUUGGUUUAGGGAAGAAUAGCAGUUUAAAGCCUCAUGUACCAAGUCAUAUACAUCAAUCUUAAAAGAUCUGGACAUCUCAUUCAGAUUUCAUUUCCACACUACCAUCUGUGGGGCCAGAGACCAAGGGCACGGAUGGCAUGUGCUUUCCCCCGUUGCUCCUUUUCCACAACCAUUGACUUGCAGGGACCACAUCCUGCUUCAUGCCAGGGAUGCUUGGCUCUCUUCACCUUCAGCUUUUUCUCUUCUACCAGGACAGAUUCUGUCAUCCUGAGUAGACUUCUUCCGUCACACACCUGGAGGCAAUUUUGUAUGAAUUUCUUUUGCCCAUUUCACCCGGUGGCCUGCGGACACACAGAGGGUGGGGGUGGCUACGCAGUGCGGGUGGGGAGGGGCUCCCAAUGCCGCCUCCCCAAGACCUCUUAAAAACUCCAUACCUCCAGAUGCCUGGUAGGCUCUUCUAUGAGUUCUUUUCUGAUGAAUCUGGAUGUGACUGUCAGUUUCAUCAUGGGAGUUCUUGCUCUCAUUUCAACCUCUUUCUUUUCCUUAUUCAGCUUUCUUUGGGAGUUGCUCCCCACCCAUGCCAGGUCUUCUUGUGAAGACCAUUCAAACCUCGUUUCCAUUCUUGAAUGUCAAGUAUUACCACAUAACUGCGCUAGGGUGCUUUAUGGUGCUGUUCUUGAAGAGGCCAGCUGGCCUGAACCUCCUUCGUCCCACUGGUUCCUUAAAUCUUGCUGUAUUUUGUCUUCUAUUUGAUUUUUUUUCCCCCUAGGGGUUGGGGGUGGGAGACAUGGGGGUGGCUUUUGUGUUCUCUCCUUUUUCUUCAUGUAUGGACUGGUUAAAGUCAGUUAUCAUGGGCAGCUGACUUCAUGGUAUUGGUUGGCUGAAUUUGGUUAAUUAUUAAAGACAAACCAACAAAUUGUACAGCUGCACACAGAACACCUUUAAGUGUGAAUUUGAAUGGCAACUAGAGGCUUACUUUUUGAACUUCAGGUAUGUAACUCAAAAGUAAAUAAAAACACUAUUUUUUCAGUAA